Petromyzon marinus (sea lamprey) is the source of this 4074-nucleotide messenger RNA. RefSeq names its product cilia and flagella associated protein 210 (gene CFAP210). The record is from RefSeq and is a predicted model, not a curated record. Gene Ontology annotation, cellular component: axonemal microtubule. NCBI's taxonomy places the organism in Eukaryota, Metazoa, Chordata, Hyperoartia, Petromyzontiformes, Petromyzontidae.
UCUCGCUCUGCCGCCGCCGUGGUGAACGUUGCUAAGCGACCACGCGCAAACAUUCGCUCCCCCAUCAACAACAACCACCACCACCACACCAUCCACAUAGCGCACAGUCUAAACUCGUUGUUGUUUCUACUCGUUGUUGUUGUUGCCGUAACAUACCCGGCUACAUCUGCGAGGUGCUUGGUAAUCCGUGUAUUAAUUAAUAGGCUUACAUUUGAAGUUUAAAAGCCGCAUUACUUCGUCGGCGCAGCCAUUCGUGGCGAUGGCGAUGUCACCUGGAGGAGGAAUGAAGGAGGCUCUGGUCUCAACAAGAGCGCCGGACCACGGCUCCCUGUCUCUCCCUCCUCCGGGUCGCAGCCUGCCGAACCUGGGUCACGACCUCAACCAGGUGAUCGUGCUGCCCCGAGCGGAGUGGGAGCGCAUCGAGCGCAGCCUGAAGAGACGCGAGAUCCAGGAGGAGAUGGAACGCGCCUCCCGGGAAGAGAGGGCAGCCAUGCUCGCUCGCUCGAAAGAGAUAACCCAAAAGUGGACCAACACUCUGGAGGCUCAGCGGGAGCAGAAGCUGGCGGCGUUUACGCUGCGGAAGGAGCAAGAGGAGGAAGCACGGAAGCGCCUGGACGUGGAGGAAGCGAAGUUCCAGGCAGAGCAGCGGCGCAAGGCCCUGGAGCGGGCACGCACGCUGCAGUACCACCAGACGGAGCGAGUCCGCGGCUUCCAUAGCGCCCUGCAGCUCACGGAGACGCUGAAGGAGCGGGAGGCGCAGCUGGAGCUGAAGGGUCGGGUGGAGUCGGCGCGCCGCUCCCGGGAGCGCGACUGGGUGCAGGCGUCGAGCCGCGAGCGCGAAGAGGCGCAGCGCGAGGAGGAACGCUGUGCCGCCGAGAGGGCCGAGGUGGCGGCGCGCAUCGCGGAGGCUCAGAGGCAGCAGGUGGAGGAGCAGCGACGCGAGGUGGAGCGAGCCCUGAUGGAGGCGCGAGAGGAAACACGCGAGGUGGAGCGACUCGCUCGCGCUCACAUGUGGGAGCAGCGCGUCGUGCGCGAGUUACGCGAGCGCGACAAGAAGGACAUCAUGAAGGCACACAGGGAACACAUGGCUGAUAAAGAGAGGCUGAGAGCGAAGGAGCAAGAGCGCCAGGCGGAGGAGGACAAGCGAAUUCGCGUUCACUCUGCAGCCAAGCACAAGAUAAACCUGCUGAAGCGAAAAAAGGAGGAAGAGAUACUACGGGAGCAGCUGGCGCAGCGGGAGCGCGCUACCGAGCUGCUAGCGGCACACAUUCAGCAACGCGUGAACAACGAAGACGAGCGGGUGGCACGCGCCGUGGCCGAGCAGGACGCGCAUCACGAGCAGGAGCAGCGCAAGAAGGACGAGAGGGCGCAGGCAGCACGGCUCUCCAUCGCCCAGCACCGGCAGCAGACGAUGAAGGAGAAGGCAGCUGAGCAGCGCGCCGAGCGGCAGCGUGCGCUGGAAGAGCUGCGCGCCCGCACGGAGGCCGACCUCCUGUUUGCCGAGAGCCAGCGGCUCAAGGAGCAGCACCUGGCGGAGGAGUCGCGCCAGCUCAAAGACGUGCACGUGGAGCAAAUGACCCGGCGCCGUGCGGCGGAGGAGGCAGCGCGGCGCGAGAGCCGGUCCCGCGAGCGGCGCGACGCCGAGCUUGCUUCCGAGGAGGAACGACGCUUCCAGGAGUACGCGCUGCGCGUCAUUGACGCGGCGCGCACCGGCGGCCGCAACCCCCUGCCGCUGGUCCGAGCGGCCGCCGCGGGGGGACAGGGCCCCCCGCUGCCCGGGCGCGGCGCCAUUCGUGCCGACGCGCAGGAGGUGAAGGAGCUCUACAGCAGUGGAGACGUGGCACAGGACAAGAAGAGGCUAGGCUUCGUGUGGUAGGGGUUGGGGAGGUGGGCGAUGUCCACGCUGUCCACAAUGUCCACUCUGAGCCCGCGUAAAGCUGCACUCAUUCGGUGUCGGGAGUGAGACGAUCGCUCGUUAAGACGUGUCAUGGGCACUGGGACCGCACGGGUUGGGUUCAGUGGCCGUUAAUACAAAAUUCAUGAAGUGAACGUUCCUUUCGUGUUAUGCUCCUUUUACGAGCCAAAGGGAAAAUUAACACUUGAGGUGUUUUAUGGAAUCAGCCACUGGGUUUGAAUUCAGCCGGACCACCCAUGAUUUUACUAGAUUUUUCACGUGUGGCGAGUUGAUGGUCUCAGCCCAUUCGCUGAGUAAUAAAGUAAAAUAAAAUUAGAAUCUGUGCCAUUUGGUUAAAUUCAAUGCUCGGGGAUAAAAAUGUAUGAAGUCAAAAAUAAUAACUGAAUAUCGAGUGGCAAACCAUGAUUCACAGAGCAUGAAGUGGUCUCACUGAGAGUCCAUAGAAAUAGUCAGAGGGCGACGUGUGGUCUUCCAGGGACGUUCGUUGAAGUGAUGUGAUGCAGGGCUUAGGAGCUCAGCAUAAAUACUUGUUCACCUAAUGACCACAUUACUCCCAACAGCCCCUCCCUACCCUCCCCUCUCCACCCAGCCCCACCCCUCCCACGUGGACAGAUAUCCACAGAGAUACACAAUUAAUCCCCUGCCUCCUGUGAAUUAAUCCCGGUUGGGCUUCCAGUCCACUCGUUUCCUACCAGUAAAAGUCUAAUUGGGAUAUUAUUUGUCUGCGAAUGCGAUUUUCACCGAGAUGUAAUUAUUUGUUGCAGGACACUUGCAAAACUGUAUUUAAUGUCAGUUUGCUGGACAAUUCUUAGACAAAUUGGUUAUUUCGGUAGGCUUAUUUUAAAAUGAAGUGUACGGGUGAGACAUCACGGCUCACAAAGCAUCUCAUUGUAUUCACGGUUGAGGCACGCUUUGUCGCACUGUACGGUGUGGGGUGGUGAGACACGGCCUGUCUGGCUCUCAUAGCAAGAUACAAGAGUAAAAAAAAACUUCAAAUGGUUCAAAAAAACAAUCCUGAUGGGAGUGCAUGAACCAAACAAAUCAAAUAUUUUUUCCUUUAAUGGUCGUGUGCAAAGUCUGCUUGUCUAAUAAACACAUCAAUAACAAUGCAAGUCUUGUGAUAUCAGAUGAACGCAUUGUUUUAAUGUGCAGAAAUAUGGCUUGAUUGCUCUUUAAACCAAGUUAAAUAAUCGCCUUGUGAACGUUCCAUACGAAGAUGCCACCCACGUGCCAAAUACGGUAUUGUGGUGUGGUAAAGUAUGACCAUGGACAAACUUUUGUAGUUAAGCAACCGGUUGAUGUCUGGUUCAUCCAUGCGUGGAUUAAAAGGCUGCAUUUGAAAAAAUAUAUUUACCCAGUUCUUACUGUGUAUAUCAAAUGGAUCUGAACACCUGAUUCCACAUACUGUUAUACGGUACUUAUUUAAUGAGAGAGCGCCAUCCAGGGGGUACCAGAGGGUAACGGGUCCGGGCACCAUGAUGUCAUCGGCAUCGAAUCCUAAGGGGGGAUAUGAUCGGGCCAGAGAGGACGGGCGGGGUUGCUGAGAGAGGUUCGGGAACCCUCGAGGUUCCCCGAGGGGGUGUGACCAGAGGUGGGGCUCAGCUCCGCCGAGUCGGAUAUAAGGGGGGUCAGAGCAAGGCUCGAGGUCGGUGUGGGAAGCCUCUGGGUUCUGGACCGUGUUGCUGUUCAUCUCCUCGCCACGGGCCGCGUGGCGCAUCCUUGCUCGGAGCUCACCCCCGCUUCCAGCGCGCCGUCAGCCAGCGGCGAGGCUGGGAGAGCGGAGUGAGCCUCGUGUGAGCUCGGAGAGAGUAGAGGAGGGACGACGCCUCGUCCGCGGGGUUGGAAGAGGGAAACCACCGGAGAGGAAAAUGCGAAGCCGUGCGCUGUGCCAUCGUAAAAUAAAGCACCAAACAAGUAUCGUCGUGGAAGUCCUUUAUUACACUUAGGCAACCGUGACUGAUGUAAAUUUUAUUUCAGAAGGAUUAGAGAGCUGACAUUUGGCACAACUGCAGUCGAGUCUAUACUUAGAACAAUAAAAAAAAACAAAUGUUCUCAUUUGGAUUUAGAAAAAUUAUGGCUUGGGAGAUUAAUUGGUUUCACUCAGAACAGGUUCAAACUCAAGUUAUGAACAGCUUCAUGUCUCGUACAAAAAAACUAAA